This is a messenger RNA of Patella vulgata (common limpet), 7140 nucleotides long. RefSeq names its product N-acetylglucosamine-1-phosphotransferase subunits alpha/beta. Gene Ontology annotation, molecular function: UDP-N-acetylglucosamine-lysosomal-enzyme N-acetylglucosaminephosphotransferase activity; calcium ion binding. NCBI's taxonomy places the organism in Eukaryota, Metazoa, Mollusca, Gastropoda, Patellidae. Bases 40 to 3435 code for a protein of 1131 amino acids. The transcript has 29 exons. Gene Ontology annotation, cellular component: Golgi apparatus. Gene Ontology annotation, biological process: carbohydrate phosphorylation; N-glycan processing to lysosome. The record is from RefSeq and is a predicted model, not a curated record.
UAAAGUGAAACAUGUGUUGGAGAAGUUCUGUUUACGAAAAUGGUAUCAAGAAUCAGAAAAUUAAUACAAAAAAGGGUUUAUGACAUCCUAUCACAUAAAAAUGGAACACUUAUUGUUUUUGCUGGAAUUAUAAUUGUCAUUGUUUCAGCUUUUCAUUUUGGCGAGGCUGUUGUUGAAUGGAGUCAUGAGAAAUAUGCAACAGUUUUUAAUUCCUACAGUGAUAAUAUAGCCUCCAAGUCAUUUAGAACCCGGUUAUGUCUUCCAGUACCAAUAGAUGUAGUAUAUACAUGGGUAAACGGAUCCGAUCCAGCCUUGUUAAAUCAACUACAACAAUUACGAUAUGAACUUCAAGAGGAGAUAACUUCAACCAGAGAGACAAAAUGUAACUUCCAUAAUUGUGUUCCGUCCAAUAUGAUAGUUCUUGAUCCUCCUUUACCUAAACAUGUAACAUUAGGUCAACUGAGGAUUUUGAAUAGGUUGUUUAGAACAGCCAGUCGUAUGUUUGUAGUAACCACACCUACAGAAAAAAAACUAAAUUUUACAGUUGUUGAAUUAGAUGAACAAGCAGUGAAAAAUUUUACAUCUGCAUCAAUUAUUAUAAACCAGAUAAAUAUAACUAUAUGUAGAGUCUUUUAUACUAGUGACUGGACAAAACACCAUAGUAUUUUAUUACAUGAUACAGUUCUAAUGACUGGAUUUCCUCAUACAUUAACACAUACAGAAUUAAAGGGAAAAUUACCUGAUAAAUUUCAUAAUAGUAUUACUCAGGUUAAAUUGCAUUCUGAUGCAGGGGUUGCAGUUCUUGUUGUACCAAAUAAAACAGAGUUUGAAAAUUUAUUAGAGGUAAGAAAUAUAUCAAUAGAUGGAAAGACGCCAACUUUUAAUGCUGCUAAUCUUAUUUGGGAUCUUAGAGAUCACUCUAGAGGAGAAGAUAUUGCUUCCAGUAGAUUUGAAGAUAAUGAGGAAUUAAGAUAUUCAAUAAGAUCAGUUGUACGUUAUGCUCCUUGGGUUCGACAUAUCUUUAUAGUAACAAAUGGUCAGAUACCUCAUUGGUUAAACAUGGAUAAUCCUCGUCUGACUGUUGUUACACAUGAGGAAUUAUUUCCAAAUAAAACCCAUUUACCAACAUUUAGUUCUCCUGCUAUAGAGGCACAUUUACAUCGUAUUAAUGGUUUAUCAGAUAAGUUUAUUUAUAUGAAUGAUGAUGUAAUGUUUGGUCAAGAAGUGUGGCCAGAUGAUUUUUAUUCUCAAUCAACAGGUCAUAAGGUAUAUUUAACAUGGCCUGUACCUAAUUGUAAUGAUGGCUGUCCGUCUAAUUGGAUUAAAGAUGGUUACUGUGAUAAGGCGUGUAAUAAUUCAGAAUGUGAUUGGGAUGCUGGUGAUUGUGAAGGUAAAACUGGUGCUGUUCAACUUGGAGCUGGUUUCCAUGGUAAUUAUGAUAGCCAUGCUCAGUCAUUAGUAUAUUGUAAUACUGGUUGUGCUAACACAUGGAUAGCUGAUAGAUAUUGUGAUACAGCAUGUAAUGUGAAGAUUUGUGGAUAUGAUGCUGGAGAUUGUGGUACAAAAGAUUAUGAUAAAUUACAUGGUCAAGAUUUAACACCAGAUGAUAGUUUCUACUUUUUACCUGUUGGUGAAAGAAUAGGAUAUUUUAAUCUAACUGGUGUAUUUGGUAUGGAUGGUAUGGUUACAUCAGCAGUAUAUAAUUCAAGUGUCAUUAUACGACAAGUAGCUAUAGCUAAUAAAUAUAAAGUUUUAACAUUACUGCUCAAUGAUAAUCACAAUAAAACAUUGCUAGUCUUCAGUUUAAAAGGCCAUGAUGGUAAUAAAAGUCAUGAAUUAUGGAAAAAUUUCACAGUUACUGUAGAUACAAGUGUUUCUCUUGAUGAAAGUUUGUCCAAGGGAGGUAAUAAUACAAGUAAUACUACAUCAGAUGACGAUAUCAAUUUAGAGGUGUUAGUUUUUGAAGAAAUUCCAGAAAAUGAGAGAUAUCCACAAAUACAGGUCACAAAAGAAAGUAAAGAUGUUUAUGUAGAAGCAAGUUUUAACAGUAAUAAUACAGAUUUAUCACCGAAAAUUAGAGCUCAGUUAUUACAAUUAGAAACAGAUCUACAAACUGGGGAAAUUACAGAGAAGGGGUUUAAAAAGCAAGUAAACCACUUAAAGCGAAAGACUUUACCAAAGAGGUUAAAUAGUAAUAUAAAAAAGAUUAAGAAUACACAAGAUGCUAAGAUACGUUCUACUAUAAGAAAGUUGUUGUGGAAAAAAGAUGCUGACGAAUCUGUGGAUGAUAAAUUAUUUUUGAACAGAAGUCAGAGAAUUGAUAAUUAUCAUGGUUUUCCAUGGGAGAAGAGAAAACUCUUUAAAAAUAUUAAAUCUACAAUUAAAGAAGAAGAUUAUACAAUACAGUCAUUUCAUGGUAGAAAAUUAUUAGAUACAUUUGGUGAUUCUUUACGUCAUGUAAAUAAGAUAUAUAAUAAACAGUUUGGUUUUGACUCAAGAAAAGUUCCAGCACACAUGCCACAUAUGAUAGAUAAAAAUAUAAUGACAGAAUUACAGGAUAGAUUUCCUAAUGAAUGGGAUGAAACAUCUUCUCAUCAAGUCCGUCAUUCUCGAGAUAUGCAGUUUGCCUUUUCCUUUUUCUACUAUGUUAUUGGUGUGAAAGAAGAUAUAAAAGUUGAAGAUGUAUUUGACAAAAUGGAUACCGAUCAUUCAGGAGUAUUAUCAGAUCGUGAAAUACGUACAUUGGCUGCUCGACUAUAUGAUUUACCACUUUAUUUAGAGAUAUUAACUGGACUAGAGAAUAUUUUUAGAAAUUGUUCUGAUACAGCACCAGAAGAAACUCUUAUAGAAACAGUUACAGAGACUUAUUAUGAUAAAAAUAUGCCCCAAGUUACAAGAAAAAUAUUCUUAAACUGUGAGGCAAUAAAUGAUCUUAUAAAUGACAAAUUUAAACCAAAGAACAAGUACAAGUUUACUAUAUUAGAUGAUAAUGAUGUAGCAUUUAAAAUGAUUAAAACAAAUGUAUCAACUGUAGUAGGUCAGUUAGAUGAUAUCAGAAAAAAUCCAAAGAAGUUUAUAUGCAUAAAUGAUGAUAUAGAACAUGGUCAAGAGGAAGCGAAGACAGUAAAGGCUAUACUACAAGAUUUCUAUGAAUCUAUGUUUCCCAUACAAUCGGAUUUUGAAUUACCAAGAGAUUAUCGAAAUAGAUUUUUACAUGUUAAUGAAUUGAAAGAAUGGCGGAAGUAUAGAGAUUGGUUAAAGUUUUGGACCAAUAUUGCUUUAGUUGUAUUAGUUAUAAUCACUAUUGCUACUUUCUUUGGGGACAAGGUUGAAGCUAUGUAUAAAAAAUAUUUCCCACCUUCAAGAAAAAGAUCACGUAAAUCUUCUUUCUCGGCUGAUUAUAAUACUCAUUCCAAAAAUAUCAUUAAUGUUUAACAUCAACUGUGGGCUCUGUUAAAUCUUGAGGUUUUUUCAAGUUCAGUAUAAUAUUGCCUUUUAGUGUUAUAAUCCUUGACAGAUCUUUUGUUUUCAAUGACAAAUGGUAGCUAAGAUAUAAUUUGUUGCCAUCAUUUCUACUGUACACUGAGCUGAUAAAUUACAAAAACACUAUAGCCUAGUUUACCUAUAUAAUUACUAUUGAUAGAAGACUUGGUUGAUAUUGAAUAUUGGUUGUGAUCUGCGUAAGAUUAGCUGAUCAAGCACAGGCUAUAGUAUAGUGUAGAAUGUGUGAAUGCUGUCAGUUUAAAAUGAGAGAUUAACUAUUUGUGCAAUAACGAUUCAUUCUUCUUAGAUAGUACUAACAUAUCACAAUACUCCUUUUUAUUUGACUAAACCUCUUUGAUUAGGUUGAAAUAUGAAGUUAGUUUAUAAUAGUUACAUUUCAUUUGUUGAUUUUUGUGAAGUGAGUAUUUGUCUGUUGUUUAAUUUUCUGGUAGAGAAAGAGCCAUUGUUAAGAUAUAACUGAUUCAGUGAAUUAAGCCACAAAAAAAUCGAAUUCUGCCUAAUGAAUGAUAAGGAAAUUAUGAUACUACUAGAAGAAUGCCCCGCUUCGCUCGGGGGUCAUAACCCCGAAACCGGAAGUGGUAGACUAACGCCACCUGGCCUAUGUUACUCCCCGGUCCGAGCUACCCCUAUACCCCAAAUUUCAGACUCGGGGCAGACCUAGUGUAGCCGCCAACCCCGAACAGACAAACAGACAGACAAACGACAGUCACAAAUAUUAGUAUAGAUAAUAUACCUAUAAGGUAGUAACAGCAGAUCAACCCAAUUCAAAACUUUAGCCUAAAUAAAAGAGGUUUAGCUCCGACUUUAAGUUGACAUCAGUACUUAAUAUUGUGCAAAACUCAAGUCUUUUAAAGAGUUCACAAAACAUAUAAUAUACAGAAGCACCAACAUGUCAUUUUAACUUAUAUAUUAUUUAUUUGAAUAGAAUGUAUAUUUGUAUAUAGAUGUAAUAGUGUGGUAAGAAUGAAGAAUGGUUUUGUAUUAUAUAUUUUAUAAGCUAAAAUGGAUUUUAUAUUAUAUAUUUUGUAAGCUAACAUUGUUAUCUUGACAUUUCUAAUAUGAAUAUUUGGGGAAUAAUUAAUGGUUUUUAAAAGUUGGGAUUCUUUUUGAUUAGUAACCGCAGUAAUAUUAUUAAAUAUACAUUAUGCAAGAGCUAAAUCUGCCUAUUGCAGAUCUUUUCUGGCUUCACACCCCUUGAGUUUUAAUCUCACCGAUAAUUGGAUGCUUCACACCCAUCGUUUGAAGUACGGAUUAUACGGUGUCGAUUCAAUGGAAAUUAUGUGACGGGACGGCUGAUUGAUGUUGGAAUCCGGAACAUACAGAAUCCGGAUUUACCAGCGAUUUUUUGGCUGAAGUAAUAAGGAAAUAAAUGGGGACAUGAAAAUCAUAUCGGACGUCACAGCAAUCCGGAGUGAUCAGACAUCACUGUAAUAUAAAAUUAUGUAGACCUUCAACCAGGCUUUAUCUGAUGACCUGCAAAAAAUGGACUGUGAUUGACUGAUAAUAUCAAUCUGUCAUUCAAAUAGGAUUUUCAGAUAUAUUUAAAGAUACAUUAUGGGUGAUUAGAUAAAGAGCUGGUAGUUAAAAACUAGAUAAUGUAAAGGGAUAUAUCUGAAAAUUUCUGUCAAAUUGAUCCACCCUGAAGUGAGUAUUUAGCAAUUAAAUUUUGGGCCUAGCCUCAAUCCUGAUUACUAUGAAGUCGAUAAGAUAAAUAACAUAGUCUCAAUUAUCCAUUUUUUGAUUUAUUCAGAAGCAGCAGACUGGGUUCUAAUCCUAAUCCAGUAAAUAUCACAGGCUAGCGAUGCCAUCGAGAAUUGAUUAUGGUCUGGAUAAGUUGAUUAAUAUCUAAUUAAUUGUUUAGAUAACAUUUCAGGCCUAAAGAAAGACCUGCAAUUGGUAGAUUUAGCUCUUGCAUAUUGUAUGUUUAAACACCCACAUUUAUUGGGGCUAGUGUUUAAAUAUCCAAGCAUUGUAUAUGUGUAAUUGUUGGAACUGUUAUUCUCUUUACAUGUAAUUAGAGAUGUCUAGAUGUCAAGAUUAUAAUCUUUUAAGUGUCAAAUUGGAGUAUCAAUAUCUAUUCAGAAAGACUGAAUUUGGUUAUUAUCCAUUUUAAAAAUCUAUUGGUCAUCAUAUAAACAAUUAAUUGUAAGCCCUGUAGCAUUAGUGGGGGUUGGGUUCAUGGUACACAUAUUUAUUUGUAAUGCAGAUAAUUAUUUUUAGAAGCUGUUUUUCUUUUCAUAUUGUUCAUGUUUUUUUUGUAAUUCUUCAUGUCUGAAUGAAAUAUCUUGUUGUUGAGAGAGUAUAUAUGCAUUCCAUCAGUUAUUUGCUCAAUUAAGAUAAUAUAUGUUCGUUUUUUAUAAUCUGUGAUUUUACUUGUUGUUGAUAUAUUUUCAUUACCACAAAUCUGUAAAUAUAUGAAAUAUCCUGCACAUAAUUAGUCCCAUAUCAUAUGUAUUAUAUCUUUGCUUUGUUUUAACUUUAUUAUAUGCCCACAUUUUGUGAGGAAGUAUAUUGAUUUUAUGUGAAGAUAUUGUCCAUGUCAAAGAAAUCUUGUUAAAUUGGUAUCCUCUGCUUUUCAGAGAAAUGAAGGGACUUAAAAUUGGUUCGUCUGGCCAUCUGUCCAUCAUACCUUUUGGAAAACAAUGACCGUGCUUCUCAUUUUGAUAGAAUUCUGGUUAGGUGACUGUCUUGGCUGAGUUCAAUGAUGAACAUUAUCUGCUAAGGCUACAGAUUCUAUAUUAAAAGAUAAAUUUGCAAGUAAUUAAUGAUGAGUUCCAUCUAUUUAUUUUGGGCUCAGUGUUGGCUUGUUCAUUGAUUUUACAAAGAGACAUUGCCCCUGGCACUGAUACCUUGUAAGCAAUCUUCAGUCGGAUUUUGGGCGCGUUUUAAAAAAAAAAAAAAUUAAUGUUUGGCUAGUCAUCAAGAAGUACACUAUCAAGAGUUGCCCGUUCAUUUAAAACCGAGGUAAUGACUCCCGUCGAUGAAACCCUGUGAUGUAGUUAUUGCUUCUUUGACUGCCUCCUUAACAAAGCUGCAGGUGGGCAUAGUUUCUUUUUUUAUGAAAAGAAUAGUGGGUAAUAAUUGUUGAAUUGUACUUGCUACUGAACCAACUGUACAUUUUGUUCAUGUAAUGUUUGAUAAAUAUAAUGAAUUAUUGUCACUACGCAUACUCAUCAUGUUCACACAAUUUAAAAUGAAAACAUGGGGAAAAAAUCGAUAAAUCUAGCUUGUUUCAGAUAUACCCUGUAAUAGAAUGAAGCAAAAUAAAUCUGUUCGAUUUAUUGAUAUCAUUGUUAAUGUUUUCUAUAUACUAGGUCUAUAUUUAUCAAACACAUAAUUGGUUUCCUAUUCACUAUUUAUACCACAAUUAAACCACAUAUACCUAAAACACAAAAUAGGAAAUAAUAAUUAAAUAUAUGCUUGGGUUGAAUUAUUAAAUAUAUGAGUUACUUAAAAGGUAUAUCUGAAAGAUAUGUUUUUGAUAUUUUGUAGUCACAUUGGAGAUAUAUUUAAUAGGAUUGUUGUGGUUGACUGUUUGAAUUAGUUGAUUAACGUAAAUAUUGAUACUCAAACCGCACAAUGUCCAUAUAAAUUCAUAUAUGUUAAUAUGAGAAAUAAAUUGGGGGUAAAGAUUUA